AUGUCGAGCACCAUCAUCAAGACGCUCUCGGUGAUGCGCAUGGCGGCGGGGCUGUCAACGCUCAUCGUUCCGCGACAGGUCGGUCCACUAUUCGGACUGGCGAUGAGUCCAGAAUCGAGCCUGCUAGCCCGUCUGUUUGGAUCAAGAGACUUUGUUGUCGGGGCGUACCUCUGGAAGACGGCUCGAGAGUGGGACACCAGUCAGGUCCAGCAGCUCCAAGGAGAAGAGGGAGUGAGAGAGGGGCUACUCUCGAGAACUGAUUCUUCCAGCCACGGCAGUGGUACAGCCGCGAAGAGUGAUGGGGUUCCUGGGUUCGCACAGGAUCAGGGGAAUUAUAUUUCCACAGCCACCGUUCGACACAACAACGUUACGACAGCGCUCUGGCUCGGUGUAGCGUGUGACGCUGUCGACAUCCUUAGCGCUACUGUCUGCUUGAUUGAGCGUAAUAUCUCGGACCUGGCCUUCCUGGAACUUGGUAGCGCAGCUCUUGUAUUGACGGCGGCCGGCUUGUGGCAGUUGAAGGUGAUGCAAAACAAGAAAACACAAGGGGAGCUAUGA
Messenger RNA from Exophiala aquamarina CBS 119918, 558 nucleotides. RefSeq lists its product as uncharacterized. The record is from RefSeq and is a predicted model, not a curated record. Lineage: Eukaryota; Fungi; Ascomycota; Eurotiomycetes; Chaetothyriales; Herpotrichiellaceae. Bases 1 to 558 code for a protein of 185 amino acids. The transcript has a single exon.